AUGGGUUCCUCUUUGCAUCUCUUUCUAUUCAUGCAUUUACUCUUCUUAUCACUCUCUUGCUUUCAUCUUAUAAUAAUAAUAGCGAACUCUUUGUCUGCUGAGCAGCCACUAUGCCAUGCAGACGAGAGCUCCGCCCUGUCGCAAUUCAACCAAACCUUUUCAAUUAACAAAUCUGCUUCUAGUGAUCCUUCUUCUCAUCCGAAGGUUGCAUCAUGGAAGCUCCGAGGAGAUGGUGGCAAUUGCUGCUCAUGGGAUGGCGUUGAAUGCGAUGAGGAUACAGGUCAUGUGAUUGGCCUUGACCUCAGCAGCAGUUUCCUCCACGGUUCUAUCAAUUCAAGCAGCAGCCUCUUCAGCCUAGUUCACCUUCAGCGACUUAACCUUGCUGAUAAUGACUUUGAUAACUCUCACAUUCCAUCAGAAAUUAGCCAUCUCUUAGAGCUAGUAAGUCUCAACCUUUCCUCCUCUGUAUUUUCCGGUCAAGUCCCUUUGGAAAUCUCAAAAUUGUCCAAAUUGGUUUCCAUUGAUCUUUCUUUCAAUGUAGACUCAGCAAAUUCAGGAGGACUGAAACUUGAAAAGCCUGGUCUGAGAAGCCUACUUCAAAACUUGACUAACCUCAAAGUGCUUCGUCUCAAUGACGUGAGCAUAUCUUCUGAAGUACCUGAUACAUUGGCCAACUUAACUUCCUUGGCAAUUCUCGAUCUUGAAAAUUGUGGGUUGCAUGGCGAGUUUCCAAUAAGCAUAUUUUAUCUACCAAACCUUCAAGUUCUUGAUGUAAGUUUCAAUGGAUAUCUCACUGGCCAUUUGCCUGAAUUUCAUCCAAGUAGCCCCCUUCAGCAUUUGAUGCUUUCUGACACUAGCUUUUCGGGGAAGCUAUCGGAUUCGAUUGGAAAUCUUAAUUUCUUGAAUCAAUUAGAUUUCUCUGGCUGCUAUUUCUCAGGGUCCCUUCCAGCAUCUCUCGGUAAUUUGACCCAACUCAAUUACGUGUCGCUUUCUUCCAACAAAUUUAAUGUAGGGACCCUACAAUUGUUUAGUAAGCUAACGAAACUCAUUGAAUUGUUCCUUAGAGACAUUAAUCUAUAUGGUUCGGUAUCAGUUCUUUCAAACCUAACUCAACUUAUUUCUUUAGACCUGUCCUCCAAUCACUUAAGUGGUGAAAUAACUCAUUUAACGAACCUAACCCAUCUAAUUAUGCUAGAUCUUUCAAUUAAUCAAUUGCGAAGCCCAACCCCAUGGUCAUUCUCUAAGCUAAAGAAUCUUCAAAUUCUAUAUCUUUCCUUCAAUAACCUCCGCGGCUUGGACCUUGAAAUUUUUCUGAUGCUCAAACAUCUUACUUUGCUCGAUUUGUCUGGUAACAAAUUAACAGUUCCAACCAAAAGAACUUCAAAUAACACUCUUAACAAAUUAAAUGUGUUAGAGUUGAAUUCGUGCAACUUGAUGGAAUUCCCAAAUUUCUUGCGCUUCCAAGACAAACUUUAUGUUCUAUCUCUUGCUGAAAACAAAAUUCAUGGCGAAAUUCCGGCAUGGAUGUUGAACACAAGUGUAGAAACUCUAGCGUGGAUACGUCUUCGGAAUAACUUUCUAACCGGCUUUGAGCAAUAUCCAGAUAUCCUUCCAUGGGAUAAUUUAGUCGAAUUAGAACUUUCUUAUAACAGGCUACAAGGACGACUGCCAAUUCCACCAUUAUCCACCUCCUUUUAUAGUGUCUCAUACAACAGAUUGACAGGGGAACUUCCACCAUUGAUCUGUCGAUUGAGUUCUCUUUAUGUUCUUAAUUUGUCUAAUAACAACUUGACUGGAACUAUUCUUCCAUGUUUGAGUAACUUUAGUGAUUCUUUGAAAGUUCUAAAUCUCAAAGGCAACAACUUUCAGGGUCCCAUUCCUCACUCAUACAAUAGAGGAAACAAAUUAAAGAUGAUUGACUAUAGUGGUAAUCAAUUACAGGGGAAGGUGCCAGGAUCAUUGGCAAGUUGUACUGAACUUGAGAUUCUUGAUCUCUCAAAUAAUCUGAUUGACGAUAGAUUUCCCUUAUGGUUAGGAGAUCUUACAAAGUUACAGGUUCUCAUCUUGCGAUCCAACAAAUUCUAUGGUGCAAUAGGGAAUCCGAAAAUUAAGUUGGAUUUACCAAAUUUGCACAUCAUUGACCUCUCUCAUAAUGGUUUUACAGGCGUUUUGCCAUCAAAAUACUUUCAAAAUUGGAAUGCAAUGAAAUUUUUUGAUGUCGACAAGAUGAAAUAUAUGGACACAAUCAUUGAUGUUGGUGGGAACAAUGGCUUCCAAUGGAGAUAUGAUUAUUUGUACACAAUGAACAUUACAAACAAAGGUGUAAAUACAGAAUAUCAGAAGAUCCAGAAUAUCUUCACUGCCAUUGAUCUCUCAAGCAACAAAUUUGAAGGGGUGAUUUCAGAAUUUAUUGGAAACCUUAAGGGGCUUCAAGUGCUCAACCUUUCCAACAAUGACCUUAAUGGUGGAAUCCCAUCAUGCCUGGGGAACCUAAAAAACCUUGAAUCUUUGGACCUUUCUCAAAACAAGCUCUCGGGAGAAAUCCCUCAGCAACUAGUGCUUCUCACUUUCCUUGAAUUUUUGAAUGUCUCAAAUAACCAUCUCACUGGACCUAUUCCACAUGGGAAGCAAUUCAACACAUUCGAGAACAAUUCCUACGAGGGGAAUUCAGGAUUGUGCGGAGACCCUUUAUCAAGGAAAUGUGAAAAGUCAGAGGCACCACCACCAUCGAACUCGGAACAAGAUAAUGAUUCAGCAUUCCCAUGUAAAGUUGAUUGGAUUUUCAUAUGCACGGGAUAUGUGAGUGGGAUGGUAGUCGGGAUGGUUAUUGGGCACACAAUAACCACAAGGUAUCACGAAUGGUUCAUUGAGAAUUUUGGAAGGAAAUAG
This is a messenger RNA of Camellia sinensis, 2889 nucleotides long. The record is from RefSeq and is a predicted model, not a curated record. Lineage: Eukaryota; Viridiplantae; Streptophyta; Magnoliopsida; Ericales; Theaceae.